Puccinia graminis f. sp. tritici CRL 75-36-700-3 is the source of this 2247-nucleotide messenger RNA. RefSeq lists its product as uncharacterized. Lineage: Eukaryota; Fungi; Basidiomycota; Pucciniomycetes; Pucciniales; Pucciniaceae. The transcript has 4 exons. The record is from RefSeq and is a predicted model, not a curated record. Bases 1 to 2247 code for a protein of 748 amino acids.
AUGGAAAUCGACGACUUCCAAUCCCUGUCUCCACCCAAGCAACCUCGAUCACCUCAAGCGGCACCAUCAGAUACACUGCCAACCAAGAUUGUGGAAUUUUGUGAUUUCCUCAAGUCCAACUAUAAUCUGACACCAAAGAAGUUCGUUGUGGCGUUUCUCACUGCCGAUCAUGAUACACUUGCUUUCCGCCGACGUUAUUGGGGCUCUUCCACUGGGUGGCCUUCAACCCUUGACUUGAUUCAGACAAUCAAGAAGCAAGUAACCAAGACUCAAAAAGGUCAAGAUUUCUGGCGCGAAUUCAUCAAAGGAGAAGCCAUUCAGAUCUUGGAUAAGGAAAAACCGCCAACUGGAAAUUAUCCAGAUGGUUGUUUUCAAAGCAGCCAAACCGUUGAACCAUCAUUUUUUGAUCAUGAUGCAGCAUGCAUUCGUGAAGAAUCAAUGAUCAAACAUCACAUGCCUUUCCUCUUUGAUACACUUAUGGGAACUCUUCAAUCAUCCGAUGAAAUGCAAACAUCAACCAAUACAACUGUAGACCCUGACACCGAACCACCAUCUGAUCCAAAUGGAGUAGACAUGGACGAGCAAGAAAUGAUGGAAAUGGAUGGAACACAGUAUGAGAAUAAAGCGAUACCUUGUCGUAUAAAAAAGAUCGCAGCUACCAUUUGUGCACAGGUUGCCUUUGCAAAGAAUCGACGAUGCAAUGGCUUGCAGCUAUUCAACAGUGUCCGCUUCAUGGCUGGAAACGUCUCAGAGGCUGUCAACGAUUACCUGCAUCACAUCGGCUUAACCUCUUCUCGCCAAACUGCUGUCAGAGCUCUCAUAUCCUCGUCGGCUCGCGCAGGACGGGGUUUACGGACGUCAUCUUCAAUCAAAAACAACCCUAUUAUCAGUCCCAGCAUCUGUAUCGACAAUCUAGACAUUGAGCAGCGUGUUCACACUCAUGGUGUUGGCCACCGGUCAAUGAUGUUCCACGGCACAUGGGGAUACAUCCACAAGCCCAAUCCGUCCCUUCUUGCAUCUCUGGAUCAUUCACAAUUGACUUUGGAGGCCUACAAUCGUGCUCUUAGUGAAAUACCGACCUUAAAGAUUGUACCUAGUAUGUUUCUACCGACCGCGGAGGAAGACAACCAUUUUGAAUUAGUAAUGAAGAGCCAAAUUUCUCGUGUAAUGCGCCAAUAUAUUGCUACACCAAUAAACAACAAGUCAGCAAUCCCCUCAAACCCACCAGAAAUUGAUUUGAUUGACUGUUCACCACCGGAUAUCGAUAUGUUGAAACUCAUGGAUGCAUCCGAUAAUUCAGCUGAUGGGGUUGGGCAAGUUUUGGGGUCAAUAAUCCAACAAUUGGGUCUCACAGCUGAUGAAUUCUGCUCACGUCUGCAAAUCAUGGAUGGUGACUUGGGGACAUGUCAAAAUAUUAACUCACUUCGAGCUCUUCGAUCACCCAGCUCGUACGCCGAUCAUGCUUUACUCAAUAUUACUAUGCAGCUUGGCUCGUCACACACCUUAUGGAAUAUCUCACAGAAUAUCCUCACUUCCCAUUUUGGAGAUCCAAGCAAGACAAACGAUCUGGGGACCUGGCAGUACUGGCACGCGCUUGGCAUACCAUCUGAUAAGGCAGCGUCCAAGAAGGACUUUACAUUAAUGAUGAAGAGCAUCGAAAAGGCACACGAGGCGACCAUAUUUUAUUGUCUCAGAGUCAUUAUGCAGACUGAAAACGAACCAGUGAAUGGAGAUGUCCACCGAAUACCUACCGAUGAGUGGAAUGACAUUAUAGACGAGUGCUACAGUCAAUUUCUAUCCCCUCAAGCCCGGAGGAAUGUUUCAAAAGCGGAGUCACCAAAAUUGCAUUCAAUUCUAAUUCGCUUACACGAUUUUGCCACCAUAGUAGAAGCCAAUCGUGCCAUGAAGGCAGGAGACAUCGGUCGCUUGAUGAAUAUGUGGAAGAUAUGGAGCAUAAUGUCUCAAGCGCUUACUGGCCUUGUCAACUAUCGAUCGUAUCUCCCCCGCAUGGUCCUUCUCUUGACUCACAUACUCCCUCCUUCACUUAGUAAAUACAUUCGCCACAAUCUUCUCAUCUCCCCUAGUGGCAGACCUAACCAUUUUGUCGCCAAAGACUACUAUCUCGAAUGUCAAAAUUAUAUGCUCAAAUUCCUUUAUAAUCGAUCUGGAGUUGGUACUCAAAUCUCAACGCUUCAAGACUUAUUCUCAUUGAAUAUGACAAUGGUCAGUAAUCCACCACCUCAAUGA